CAUCACUCGGGUGAGGGAAGUAGAGUAGGAGGAAGAGCUAGGAGGGGGAAAGAAGGACAAAAGAAGGAAAGAAGGGGACACUGCACUGUUUGUUUUCGUUUUUAUUGCUUUGUAUUAGAGAAGGAAAAGCCUGCCUUUCUCUUUAAAUGAAUGGAUAAAUCAUCGCAAACGGCUUCCAUCUUUAUUUUAAGGAAAACAGUGGGCCACGAGUUAGACGCUGGGGUUUGAAGUGAUUUGAGCGUUUGUGAUUUACUUUCUAAAGCAAAGUGAGACACGCGGUUUAUAGCCAUGCUUAUAGCGACUUGAUAGACUGUGAAAAGACCAAGCGAAUCAAACAUAUAAGUAACUUUAUAUGACUUUAGAAAUAUUACUAAGUAGCUGCCAAAUGCGAUUGAGUUCUGCGAGAAGGAAAAAAUAACAGCUCAGUUAGUGGCCUUUUAAAUCACAGUGCUCAACAAACACGGAGAAGAAAACCCGUUCCACAGUUUCAGCCAGUUAUUCACAGCAUAUUUGCGGACUAUGGCGGCGGUAACAAGUCCAGAAGCGAGCCAACAAGCUCGCGUGUACUUCCAGACGCCCCCCGGUUCAACCGAAGAAGCCGAGACCCCGGUCCGCAAGCAAGGACGGGUCACAGUGAAAUACGACCGGAAGGAACUGAGAAAGAGACUUAAUUUGGAAGAGUGGAUUAUUGAUCAGCUAACGGAUCUCUACGACUGUGAGGAGGAGGCGAUUCCAGAGCUGGAGAUUGAUGUGGAUGAGCUGUUGGACAUGGAGGAUGAUGUAGACCGUGCCGCAAGAGUCAAGGAACUGCUGGUAGACUGUUAUAAACCUACUGAAGAGUUUGUAGCUGAAUUGCUGGACAGGAUCCGUGGCAUGCAGAAGCUCAGUACUCCUCAGAAGAAAUGAAGCUUCUCCCACCUCCACCCUUCUUCAAUCAAUCUCAUCCCUCCUUUUCAAAUUUUAGGGGUGUGACUGUUCACCCCUGAGCAGGUGCUCAUCUAGUCCCAUUGCCUCUUCUGCAUCCAUUGGGGAGGAGGUGGAGGCAAAAUUAUGGGGGAUUCAAUCAGAUCCUUAUAAGCAGGGCUUAUUUUCUCAUUAUGUUGAUUUUAUUUGCAUUAUUUUAUUCUAUUUCACUUUUUUGUAAAGGGGGAAAGAUUUCAUUGUUUUUAAAUGUAUUUCAUGUUGGUAUACAUUACUGUGCAUACUAUUCUUUAGAUUCUAAUUUGGGAAUUUAGUUUUAAUUUGGUUUCAAAGCUCUCAAUGAACACAUGGACUAAAACCCUUUGUGAAACUGUGACAAUACUUGGUUUAAAAUUA
Messenger RNA from Carassius carassius (crucian carp), 1317 nucleotides. Its product is annotated as protein phosphatase 1 regulatory subunit 14B-like. Gene Ontology annotation, cellular component: cytoplasm. The transcript is spliced from 4 exons. Gene Ontology annotation, molecular function: protein serine/threonine phosphatase inhibitor activity. The coding region runs from base 520 to 906 and encodes 128 amino acids. The record is from RefSeq and is a predicted model, not a curated record. Gene Ontology annotation, biological process: regulation of phosphorylation; innate immune response. NCBI's taxonomy places the organism in Eukaryota, Metazoa, Chordata, Actinopteri, Cypriniformes, Cyprinidae.